CCAGCCUCUGUGCCCUACAGUACAGCAGAUGCACGGUGUACAAAGCAGGGGGGUCAGCUUCCAUUCUGCUUUCCUUUCCUUGUAUUUUGUUUUUUAUUCUCCUUUUGGAUUACUUUGGUGCUGCUAAUACCGAGGACUCUGUUGCUGUACAUUUUAAAACAUCCCAACGAUGCCUAACCCUUGAGUGGUUUCCUUCUACAAACAGCUACAGAUCUCUGUACCGAGUGACUCAUGCAUGGAUGCAGACGCCACGCUCCCAUUUCCUUUGCUGUUUUUGCCUUUUUAAAUGGAAUGUUUUUGAAAUAAGCAGGUGAAGGAAGUUGGAAGUGCUGAAAAGAUAUUGUGGUAUUAAAAAUAGUUUUGGUGUGGAUAUCCAAACUUUCCAUCCUGAAAAUGAACUUGUCUUUGAAUGUUAACCUCUGGAAGCAACUAUUUCUUCUUCAGAUUAGUUCAGUGGACAAAUAAUAUUGUGUUUCUUUACAAUUCUUAUUUAGGUGGGAUGCUGCUUUUAAAGUUACAAGACUGUUUGUAACACUCCCCCUCUCCACCCUCCUUUUUCUCUUGUCAACAAACAACAGCAAACUUGUUUUUAAAGGACUUCGUAACAUGCUUUCCUUUUGCUGCGAAGAUACUUUGGAUUAGUUGCACUUAAACAUCAAGAGCAUGUUAACUUUUUUUUUUUGUUCAUGAAUUCAUAUACUGGCCAGCUCUUAGUGGAGCUUGUUGAUAUUUAUUUAUUUAUUUAUUUAUUUAUUUAUAUAUAUAUAUUUUGCUCCAUCUUUAUCUCUCUGAACCUUGGAUCAAUUUGGCAUGCUUUUGAACCCCAAAGUGCCGGGGCUGUCAGCAAUGUUACAGACUAUUUACGAGACCGAAUCAUGUUUUUCCUCAGACGGCGUGACUAGCCGGGAGCAGCCUCUAGAUCUGCUGGCCAGAAACCGGAUUCACACCAUUCCCACCUCUGGGGUGGAGUCCGUGAAAUCGGCAGGCAUGCAGAGCUCGGGGGGUGGGGGCGGGGGUCCGGUAGACCUACGCACCGACACUCGUAUCCCCCUGCCCACGGCGGACCCCGUGCUCCGGGAGCAGCAGCUUCAAAACGAACUCCUCCUUCUCAAACAGCAGCAGGAGCUGCAGAAACAGCUGCUCUUCGCAGAGUUCCAGAAGCAGCACGAGAACCUCACCCGCCAACAUGAGGUGCAGCUGCAGGAACACCUCAAGCAACAGCAGGAGAUCCUGGCAGUGAAGAGGCAACAGGAGUUGGAGCAGCAGAGGAAGCUGGAGCAGCAGAGACACGAGGAGAUGGAGAAACAGAGGCUGGAGCAGCAGCUCAUCAUGCUGCGGAACAAGGAAAAGGGCAAAGAGAGUGCAAUAGCCAGCACUGAAGUGAAACUAAAACUGCAGGAGUUUCUGCGGAGUAAAUCCAAAGAAUCCACCUCAGGCGGACUGAACCAUUCCUUUCCCCAGAAUUGCUGGGGAGCCCAUCACACCUCGUUAGACCAGAGUUCCCCCCCACAGAGCAGCACCCCCGGGACGCCACCCUCUUACAAACUGAACUCCAUGCUGGGAUCCUACGAUGGCAAGGAUGACUUCCCGCUGCGCAAGACAGCUUCUGAGCCCAACCUGAAAGUGCGCUCCAGGUUGAAACAGAAGGUUGCAGAGAGAAGAAGCAGCCCCUUGUUACGACGGAAAGAUGGCACCGUCAUCAGUACCUUUAAGAAGAGAGCCAUCGAAAUCACAGUGUCCUCAAUGUGUAACAGUGCCCCUGGAUCCGGACCCAGCUCUCCCAACAGUUCCAACAGUGCCAUAGCUGAGAAUGGAUCAAGUGGCUCUGUACCCAACAUCCAUGCCGAGCACAUGCGUUCGCACCAUCGUACAAUGAAUGCAGAUGGGUGUGUAAGCCAGCUGAGUCUCUACACGUCCCCUUCGCUACCCAACAUCUCCCUGGGCCUGCCAACCUCCGUCACCGCUGCCAACUCCCACAUCAAUGCGCCCCAGAAACUGUCUGCCCAGCAAGAGGCGGAGCGGCAGGCCAUCCAGUCCAUGCGACAGGGGGGCGCUUUGACCGGGAAGUUUGUCAGCACCACCUCGCUGCCCGCCUGUCUGUCCACAGCGGGGCCCCACGACGCUGACACAGCCACCACCGCCAACAGCCACAGCCACUCGUCACUGCUGCAGCACGUACUGCUCCUGGAACAAGCCCGCCAGCAGAGCGCGCUACUCGCAGUUCCCAUCUAUGGCCAGUCCCCUCUGGUGACGGGUGAGAGGGUGUCAACGAACAUGCGGACUGUGAACAAGCUGCCUCGCCACCGACCCCUGAGCCGCACCCAGUCUGCACCCCUGCCCCAGAGCCCCCAGGCCCUGCAGCAGCUUGUCAUGCAGCAGCAGCACCAGCAGUUCCUCGAGAAGCAGAAGCAAUACCAGCAGCAUAUCCAGCUCAACAAGAUGCUGUCGAAGGUGUCCGAGAUGCCCCGCCAGCCCCCCACUCACCCGGAGGAGACGGAGGAGGAGCUCACAGAGACGGCUGAGAUGCAGGAGGAGCGGGGGGGACAGACAGAGCCAGGGGAGGGGCCAGAGGGUGAAAGAGAGGGCCAGGGGAACACAAUCCCCUCAGACUGCCCAAUCACACUGAGAGACGAGAAUACUGAAAGCGAGGAGGAGGAGGAAGAGGAAGAGGAGGACGGUGCAGAGCCAAUCGAACUAAAGGAGUGUGACGAGCAGAGCCCCCCCUAUAAUCAGUUCUCGGACCAGCAGCCCUUGCAGCAGCUCCAUGUUUAUCAGGCCUCCCUGUCCAUCACAGGCAUACCUCAUCGGCCGCUUGGCAGGGCCCAAUCUUCACCCGCCAGUGCCAGCCUGAAGGGCCCCAUCGUGGGGGAGAAACCAGUCAAGCACCUUUUCACUACAGGAGUUGUCUAUGACACGUUCAUGCUGAAACAUCAGUGCACCUGCGGGAACACUAACAACCACCCCGAGCAUGCUGGGAGGAUUCAGAGCAUCUGGUCUAGGCUGCAGGAGACGGGGCUGCUCAGCAGGUGUGAGCGAAUCCAAGGGAGGAAAGCAACAAUAGAUGAAAUCCAGACCGUGCAUUCAGAGCACCAUGCUCUCUUCUACGGCACCAGCCCGCUGAACAGACAGAAACUGGACACCAAGAAAAUUUUAGGUCCAAUUAGCCAGAAAAUGUAUGCAGUUCUGCCCUGUGGAGGCAUUGGGGUGGACAGUGACACGGUGUGGAAUGAGAUGCACUCCUCCAGUGCAGUGCGGAUGGCUGUGGGCUGCGUCAUCGAGCUUGCUUUCAAAGUGGCGUCCGGAGAACUCAAGAAUGGGUUUGCUGUUGUUCGCCCACCAGGACACCAUGCAGAGGAGUCGACUGCAAUGGGGUUCUGUUUCUUCAAUUCAGUGGCCAUCGCUGCCAAGCUACUCCAGCAGAAGUUGAAUGUGGGGAAGAUUCUGAUUGUGGACUGGGAUAUCCACCACGGCAAUGGGAGUCAACAGGCGUUCUAUAAUGAUCCCAACGUGCUGUACAUCUCUCUGCACCGAUACGAUGACGGAAACUUCUUCCCAGGCAGCGGGGCUCCCGAGGAGGUAGGGUCAGGCACAGGAGUGGGAUAUAACGUCAAUAUAGCCUGGACUGGUGGGGUGGAGCCACCAAUGGGAGACGUGGAGUACCUCACUGCUUUCAGGACGGUUGUGAUGCCCAUUGCAAAUGAGUUCUCCCCAGAUGUAGUUUUGGUUUCAGCCGGGUUCGACGCAGUAGAAGGACACCAAUCUCCGCUGGGUGGAUACUCAGUGACAGCAAAGUGUUUCGGUCACCUGACCAAGCAGCUGAUAAAGCUGGCUGGGGGGCGAGUUGUCAUGGCCUUGGAGGGGGGUCAUGACCUCACAGCUAUCUGCGAUGCCUCCGAAUCCUGUGUCUCGGCUCUCCUGGGCAACGAGCUUGACGCUCUUCCACAGUCCCUCCUUCAGCAGAAGCCUUGCCCAAAAGCGGCCGCGUCUCUGGAGAAAGUCAUUGAGAUUCAGAGUAAACACUGGAGCUCUGUGCAGCGCUAUGCCUCCACGGUGUGCCAGUCUCUCUUGGAGGCUCAGAAGAGAGAGAAGGAGGAGGCUGAGGCUGUCACUGCCAUGGCAUCGCUGUCUGUUGACCCUGAGCAGGGAAACACAGAGGCAGAAAGCAGACAAGCAGACGAGCCUAUGGAGGAAGAGCCGGUGUUGUAGAGUGCUGAUUUCCCAUUGUGAUUGUAAACCCUCUUUAUUACAUUCUCAUGAGACCCCCUCGCCCCCCCACUCUCCCUCCAUUCCUCCAAGUCUGACAGUCGUGCACUGUACUGCACCACACCUCGCCACACUGACUUCCGAGAGAAAAAGCAUGUGGGAGACAGACAGACAGACAGAGAUGGGCACACAGAUAGGAGGAAACACGAAAUUCAUUUCCCGAGUGAUUCAGUGGCCGUCGGUGGUUUGUACUUCUUUUUUUAAAAGCGGAGAGAAUUUGCUCAAACUUUUUCUAAAAUACGUGAAUUGAGCAAAGGGUUUUUUUUCUGUCCUUGGAACAUGCAGAAAAGGAACACUAUUUAAGAAAAAGAAAAUAGAUGGAUUAUCUACUUUAAUUUUUUUUUUGUUUAACACAGAAGGGUGAAGAACACAUUUGUGUUGUAUUUUUUGUCUUCAAGGGUGGGGUGAAAAAGGCAGCGCUGGAUAAACUCUCCCUUUUUAAUGAGAACCCAGCUGGCUGCGAGUACAUGGCUGUUCCAAUCGGGAGAGACUUCUUUUUUUUUAAAGAGGCAGCUGGUUCUUGGGUUCGCAAUUCAUGGAGGUAUUUAGACCCCAAACCCCCCCCCCCCCCCACCCUCCCCCUUGUGGAAAGUAUGUAUAUUUACAGUCACUGACUUUGAAUUAAUAAAAAGCAGUUGCUCACCGUUCCAGCAAUCCAAACCUUUUAAUAUAGAGUUUAACAGCAAUCGUCUAGCAAAGGUGAAUAUUCUCUCAUAUUUGUUUAAAAUGCCUUAAUUUCCUUUAACUCCAUUGACUGGAUCUGUUCUAGCAGAGAUGUUUAAUAGGGUUGAUUAUCUUUCUCUGCCCACAAACAUUUGAAGCUGCUUUUUAUUUUUUUUCUCUGUCUCUCCGCUACCGGAAUUCAGGGAAUAAGUGAGGUAGGGGUUAAAGGUCAAAGGUUGUCUUGAGUUUAAGGACCCCCCCCAACCCACCCCCCACUAUUUUGCCUCUGUUCGUUUGUUAUUUUUAUUUAUUGUAACUAAACAACAGGUUGUGUAUUUGUGAUAUAAUGACCAAUUAUUUUAAUGUUUCUUCUGUAAAUAGAUUAUCGUCUCUUAUCUCGUUUGUCACCAAAAAUACAUUUAUUUUAUUAUCAUUUCUUUUUCAUUUUUUUGGACACAUUUUCUUAGCGUAAUAGACGGUUUAAAUCCAACCAUAUAUAAUUAAUAUAAAAUAAUUAUUUAAUAUUAAGUGUGGAUACUUUGUAUAUUUUUUUGAAAUUGACGGCUGUAAUGAGUGUGGGUGAGACAGGAGGGAUUUAGUUUGAAAUUGGAAUUUGGUUGAUGCAAAGAAUCUGUACAGUGAAAUCCGUACAACAGAGGAAUAAUAGGCUGGUUUGCACUAAAUUGGUGUUGGAUGGCUAUUCGUGACCUACAUUAGCAUUCUAUAGGGAUGACUUGCAGAAGUUUUAUUGUCAUACAUUUGGAAUGCUACAUUAUGGAUUCUCUGUAUUGUUCUUUUUAUGGUCUGUGUUUAAAAUGAAUUCUCUAAUCUAAAUAGGUAAAGGUGCAGCUUUAAAAUGCUUCUUCACUGUACCACUAAACUGUACAACUUGGUUCCGCUCUUAGGUGUUUUCUUGUAACUCGCCAUUUUGGGGGUGGGGAGAAGCAAUUUAUAGCUGCACCUUACCUGUUAAACUUCCUGCUAGGCUUGGGCCUGUAAGAUUACAUUUAGGCACAGCCAGGGAAAUGCAUGAACAGGAAUAAGAAUACAUGCCACAGAAACUGCAGUGACGUAAUCUUUAAUCCUGCCUGCUCAUCCUGUGCACUGUUCAGAACUCUGUGGGUAGAGGCAUUUUGUAUAGGCUUCGGUAUGCUUACAGGCUUCCCUGGCUUGGGGGUGAUGUACAGGUUUAAAGACACAAUGAAAAGUGUAUUCAUUUAUAUUAAGUGACUGGACCCAUGUUUGUUGCAGUAACAAAAGUACUUAAAUAAACCACAUUCUAUCUGGAUAAAAGUUAAUGUUCAUAAUAAGAACCCCAAAAGACUUAGAACUUAGAUUAUUAUUAUUUAAUAAUAAUAAUAAUAAUAAUAAUAAUAAUAAUAAUAAUAAUAAUAAUAAUAAUAAUAAUAAUAAUAAUAGACAAAAUACUCAAGCCCUGAAACAGAUAUGUACGUUUUUGUCAUCAUCCCGUGUUGUCACCCCCCCGAAAAAGCACAGCAUAAUAUAACCAAGCAACCCGAGUGGGGGUUAACACAACUUCUGCUACAUUUUGGUAUUCAAAGCGCUCUGUUCAAGAGAAAGUGUUUAGAGAACUCCUCCAGUUUCCUGCUCGGCCGUCCUUUGCUGGUUCUGUCUUAGCCCUUUGAUGUCACUUGUUCUGUUUUUCUAUCUGUUUAUUAUUCCUUUCUAAAAAACAACAUUAAAUAGACUGUCAGUUUUUAAAAUGUAUUUUUUGUUGGCUCAGUACUACAAGAAGCAACUGUUAGGUGCUUGAUAUCAGUGACGUGGAGUAGAUGGCAUCCAUGCUCAACAGACAGACUGACUAUAGAUAGUGUUGAUAAUACUAUACAUAUGUACAUAUACACCCUGCUAGCUUCACACAUCCGUAGAGAUGCUACAAAAAUAUUGCAGCUAUAAAAGAAAGCACACUUUAAACUGCAGGCUUAGGAUAAUUUUGACAUUUGAAAAUGUUUUUCCAUAUAUUUUCAAUAUUCAUUGUCUUUUGAUUGAUUGUACCUGUGAUCAGGAAUUGAUAUAUGGGUUUAGUUCAGGAACUUCAGAACCACCCAAUGUAAAAAAUAAAUUAAUAAAAAACUUGCACAGAUGCUGUACAGUAUUGAAAUGCAUAUUGUCCAUUUAAACCUACUGUAGCUUGGGUCAUGUAGGCUCUGCCCAGUUACGGCCAGUGACCUCUUUCAAUCCAUCUAAAGACCUGAUUCAUCAAAGGGUAUUCAACACUCAUGUUAACAUAUUUGAGAGAAUGAAGUAAGAAAGACAAUAGCCUGGCAACUAGGAUUCUCUCAGCAGCUUUGAAAGCCAAGUAGAGACUGCCGUAUUGAAGCAUCAGCAUUUCAGAACCCAAAUCAAAGGAAAGGACAACAUCAAUAAAGUGGCAUUUGAAUUCACAACAAUAAAAGUAGUUAAUAUAUAGUGUCAAUGAUCUGUUUAGUCAACCUAAAAAUAAAAAAAAUGCUCCACCUUUUAGUCUCUUGUUAGAUGAACCGUAUUUAAUUGACUGCAGGGCUCAGUUUGGUUACUGUUGGUAGUGUCAUAUUUUCCGGUGGAUAUUUUGCCAUGAAGUGGGUUCCACAGGUUAAAGACUUGCAAGAUAUGGAUGCAUGUUUGCGGUUUGCCCAGCAAGUUAGCUUGAAAUAUUUUACUCUUGGUUUACAAAAGACCAAAACCUCAGGUUAAAUUUGUUUUGGUGUAGAUUUUUGGAAUCGGGUCCGAACCGGGUCAUUGGAAUUGGGUAUUUUGAGUCCGAUUCUGGUUUCCAAAGUAUUUAGAAAGCUAUGUCCUGAUGUCAAUGUGUGAACUCAUCACAGCUGCAAUCAGUCAGUAGUCCAAAACAAGGACAACAAAACACAAAUAUAUAGUCUAGUUUAAGUGCGUGUUUUGUCUUUUUUUUUUUUUUU
Acipenser ruthenus (sterlet) is the source of this 7841-nucleotide messenger RNA. It is a transcript of the gene hdac5, whose product is annotated as histone deacetylase 5. The record is from RefSeq and is a predicted model, not a curated record. Gene Ontology annotation, cellular component: histone deacetylase complex. NCBI's taxonomy places the organism in Eukaryota, Metazoa, Chordata, Actinopteri, Acipenseriformes, Acipenseridae. Gene Ontology annotation, molecular function: histone deacetylase activity. The transcript is spliced from 25 exons. The coding region runs from base 811 to 4206 and encodes 1131 amino acids. Gene Ontology annotation, biological process: chromatin organization; negative regulation of transcription by RNA polymerase II.